Molecule: messenger RNA, 1292 nt
Organism: Merops nubicus (carmine bee-eater)
Lineage: Eukaryota; Metazoa; Chordata; Aves; Coraciiformes; Meropidae
Product: eukaryotic translation initiation factor 4E
Exons: 6
Coding region: 258-656 (132 amino acids)
Biological process (GO): translational initiation
Cellular component (GO): cytoplasm; eukaryotic translation initiation factor 4F complex
Molecular function (GO): RNA 7-methylguanosine cap binding; translation initiation factor activity
Source: RefSeq, a predicted model, not a curated record
UAACUGUUUUCUUCAAACAGGAAACCACUCCCAACCCCCAGCCCGCAGAAGAAGAGAAAACUGAACCAGCACCAAGUCAGGAGGUUGCCAGCCCUGAGCAGUAUAUUAAGCAUCCACUACAAAACAGAUGGGCACUCUGGUUUUUUAAAAAUGACAAAAGCAAAACCUGGCAAGCAAAUCUUCGUCUUAUCUCAAAGUUUGAUACUGUUGAAGAUUUUUGGGCUUUAUACAACCAUAUCCAGCUCUCUAGUAAUUUAAUGCCUGGCUGUGACUACUCGCUCUUUAAGGAUGGGAUUGAACCCAUGUGGGAAGAUGAAAAAAACAAGCGAGGAGGACGAUGGUUAAUUACACUAAACAAGCAGCAGAGACGAAGUGACCUGGAUCGCUUCUGGCUAGAGACACUGCUGUGCCUUAUUGGGGAGUCCUUCGAUGACUACAGUGAUGAUGUGUGCGGUGCUGUUGUUAAUGUUAGAACUAAGGGUGAUAAAAUAGCGAUAUGGACAACUGAAUGUGAAAACAGGGAUGCUGUUACACAUAUAGGGAGAGUAUACAAGGAAAGAUUAGGACUUCCUCCAAAGAUAGUGAUUGGUUAUCAGUCCCAUGCAGACACAGCUACUAAGAGCGGCUCCACCACUAAAAAUAGGUUUGUUGUUUAAGAAGACACCUUCUGAGUAUUCUUUCAUAGGAGACUGCGUCAAGCAAUCGAGAUUUGGGAGCUGAACCAAAGCCUCUUCAAAAGCAGAGUGGACUACGUUUAAAUUUGAUUUCCAUCUAAGUGUUGCUAAGAUUUGUGAGAAGUCUCAUUCGCCUUUGUCUUGUACUUCUGUGUUCAAUUCUUUCUAUUUUGGCUGAAGUAACCAUUACCAAUCAGAAUUUUAGUACACUUCAUACCCCCUCCCCCCAAUCCAUAAAUGUUUUUCUGGCCCACUCUGUAAUAGCUUGGUAGAAACAUUACUAUUACGGGGAGAGAAAAAAACAGUUGUUUAUCCACAGUAUUCAGAAAAGAAGUUGCAUUUCUGUACCUGCAGGAAAUUGCUCUGUUUUACAUUUGCAUUGUAUGCAGUAACAUUUUGCUGGUUUGAAAAAGAGUAUGGUGCAUACAGUUUUCUAGCAAUUUUUUUAUACAGCAUCAUCUUUGCUGUAACCUGUGCUGAUGGCUGCUAGAUUAAUUUAUUUGUUUUCCCUAUUUGGUAACAUUAGUGAUAUUUUGAUUUCAGUUGUUUUUGCUCAUGUAACAUUUGGUGAAGAAUCUGGGAAUAUGACAAAGGUGGAAUAAACAUUAAUUUUGUGCA